UCUCCUCCAUCGGGCUCUCUGUUCGCCAUGCGCGGUCCUUCACAGUCGCCGGGCUGAGGCUAAUCAAGGAUAUUCUCGUAAUUCCGCAAAUGAAAACUUCGCGCUACUCUUCUUAUCCAAUAAAUACCGCCUUCUAAUUCUCUCGCUCCUUCAUUUUUUACUCCCCCUUCCUCUCCCAAAACCCCAAGCCCUAAUCCGCAGAGAAGAGCAUGACCGAGUGACAGCAAUCCCUCAAUUCCUCCAACUAACCAUGAGCAGAAACGCUCAAUUUAUCAGAAAAAUGAAGCCUCGGUGAGGAUUCAAGCGAUGAAUCAGUCGAUAACCGAGAAACGGAGACGCGGCAUCCACAUCGCCGGCGCCACCGCCGGCGUUACGAAUAAGAUUACUUCGCCGUCCGCCACUGAACAAUCCGGCAAAAUUGUCCGUAUCUUCUUCUCGGAUGCUGACGCGACUGAUUCAUCAAGCUCCGAGGAAGACGAGCCCACCCAGCGCCGGCAGGCUAAGAGAUUUGUCCACGAAAUCGCCAUGGUUACCUCCAUAUCCGGAGACCAGAAGCCCCAUCAGCGGCUAACUCUACCGCCGGCCGUUCCGCCACCCGACGGCCAAAGAAAAAAAUUCCGCGGGGUUCGGCAGCGGCCUUGGGGCCGAUUCUCGGCGGAGAUCCGAAAUCCCAUUCGCGGGAAGAGGGGGUGGCUGGGGAACCUUCGAAGGCGGGGACCCUUCGAUACGGCGGAGGAGGCCGCCGCCGUCUACGAUCUUGCCGCCCUCCAGAUAAAAGGUGAGAAGGCGAUUACCAACUUUCCAGUGGGGAAAAUAAGGCACGAAUCGGAAUCAUCGGAGGAGGAGGCGGCGCCGCCACCGGCCGUGGAGGCGAUGGCUGGGCUUGCAGCGUCGAUACCUUCUCCGACGUCUGUCCUCCAAUUCAAGGAAGAGGAGGAGCUGCCGUUGGGCGAAUGGAUCGGCUACGGGGUUGUGGACGCCUUUGGAUUCAGCGUGGAAGAGGGACCGCUUUGCCUGGCCGAUUCUUUCAUCCCAAAGCCGGCGAGUUGGGAGAAGAUUGAAUCUGAAGAGCUGGAUGACCUCUUGCUCCUGGAGGCAGCAGGGCUGCCGAGUUUUGGUUUCGCUACUGAGUGGGAGUGAGUGAGUGACUCGGAGAAUAAGGGCAUUGGAAUUUUUAUCUAAUUACUGAUAACUGAAUCAUGGUGGUAGUUUUGUGCGAUUUAUUUUAAAUGAGAAAUACUAAUUUGGCAGAAUUCAACGUGGACGGUGGAUCUUGACUCAUCUGGACAUUUGAUUAUUUU
Molecule: messenger RNA, 1301 nt
Organism: Phalaenopsis equestris
Lineage: Eukaryota; Viridiplantae; Streptophyta; Magnoliopsida; Asparagales; Orchidaceae
Product: pathogenesis-related genes transcriptional activator PTI6-like
Exons: 1
Coding region: 307-1140 (277 amino acids)
Biological process (GO): regulation of DNA-templated transcription
Molecular function (GO): DNA binding; DNA-binding transcription factor activity
Source: RefSeq, a predicted model, not a curated record